GAAGUCGUCAACACUUAACCACAGAUAUCUCCCUCACGAUACCACGGUGACUCGGGUCAUCUUCGCGCGGUUCUCCCUUGAACGAUCAUUCUCCCCAUCACCCAUCACUUGGCAACCAUCACCUCAUCCUCCGCGUCCGGAGAACAUUCACCAUCAUGGCCGCUAGAAAGCUAGCGAACGAAGUCGAGCGGUGCUUCAAGAAGGUCAAGGAGGGUGUCGAGGCCUUCGAGAGCAUCCACGACAAGAUCCAGACAUGCACAAAUCCCUCACAGAAGGAGAAGUUGGAGGAUGCCCUGAAGAAAGAGAUUAAGAAGCUUCAGCGGUCGCGCGACCAGAUCAAGGCCUGGGCGGCCAUGAACGACAUCAAAGACAAGAAACCUUUGAUGGAACAUCGGAAACUAAUCGAGUCGCAAAUGGAGAAAUUCAAGCAGGUCGAGAAGGAGAUGAAGACAAAGGCCUACUCGAAGGAAGGUCUCUCCGCCGCAUCGAAAUUAGAUCCCAAGGAGAAGGAGAAGCUGGAGUGCUGCGAAUUCCUCGGGACCAUGCUAGAAGAACUGGAACGCCAGAUCGAAAUGCAGGAGGCCGACGUUGAACACCUACAAGCCACGAUGAAGAAGGGCAAGAAGGACACUUCCAAAGCGGAUCGAAUCGCGGAACUCGAGGACAUGGUGGAACGACAUAAAUGGCAUCAAGGCAAACUGGAGCUGUUAUUACGAGCAUUAGAAAACGGUGGCGUCGAAGUGGAGCAGGUCCGGGACGUGGAGGAAUCGAUCCGCUACUACGUCGAAAGCAAUCAAGACCCCGAUUUCGUCGAAGACGACAGCUUCUACGAGGAUUUCAAUCUGCAGGAAGAAGAAGGCUUGUACGGGAUGGCCAACGAAGGGGAUCGCGUCUCCUCGCAGGACAAUCAGUCCAUGCCGGGCGAUAUCGACCUCGAAUCGAAACCGCUGAAACCGAAACCGACAUCGAUGUCCGAUGCAUCCGGCACCGUGGUUCGACGACCGUCGACGCAGAUGAAAUCUCCAUUACCCUCCCUCGCAACCCUACAUCAGCCGCCCCUCCCAGCAUCAAGUGGCCCGACGACAAGUAUGAAGCCAGCGCCAAUACCCACUCCAGGCGGGCCCCUGAAGUACGCAUCGGCUGCAGCCGCCGCCGCAGCAAGCGACAAACACAACGUUGGCAUCUCGCCAUUACCGGCCCCGCCUGGCACUCAAGCAUCCGACGCUUCAAGUCUUACACCUGUUUCCGGAUCGAAACCUUCGUCAACGUCACCCUCAGUUGUCCACGCUCAAGCCGCAGCGGCAGCGAAGCAAAUCACGGGAUCUACAAUCGACGGGACCGCACCGGCACCGCAACAUCCGGCCAAAUCUCCGGCUCUCAGCCAUACCAUUGCGACACGAAGCAUGGCUGUACCGCGAAUUCCGGCAUUGGAGAAAGAGAAAACACCGCAGAGACCCGCAGACAUCCAAACGGAACGGAAGGUUUCCACCACGGAAGCCGAGGAAGCACAUCCAGGCACACCGGCAUUAACGAAUGGCGACACACAUUCCGAACCCGAAGAGCCCGAUCCGAUCUUCCAUCUCCCCAAGAACCUGCAGGAACUUCUCGACAUGGCCGACUCGAAACCCGGGGCACCGGAAUCGACCAUCCCCGACGACCAGCUCCUCGACGCAUCCAUGUUCACCCAUCCCGGCACCCUCGACAGCGACGCACGUCGCUACAAACCCCAGAACCCGUACCCUCACACUCCCGCCACCUAUCCCCAUCUUCCUGAUCCGAUCUUCGACGACCCUCGCCUCUACAAACGAAUCGACACCGACGCGCUGUUCUACGCAUUCUACUACCGGCAGAACACCCUGCAGCAGCACUUGGCGGCCGAAUCGCUGAAAUAUCAGAGUUGGCGGUUUCACACCCAAUACCAGACGUGGUUUCAGCGACACGACGAGCCGAAGCAGAUCUCGCAAGACUACGAACAGGGGACGUACCGCUUCUUCGACUACGAGAGCACAUGGAUGAACCGCCGGAAAGCUGAUUUUGUGUUUCAGUACAAGUUCCUGGAAGACGAUGUGUGAGCGCUGUACAGGGCUGACAGGUGUAGAUUACGCAAGCAAGGAUGGUUCUAGCUAAUUCCCCUCUGGAAUCGCAUCACGGAAGGUGCAUGUUUCGCUGAGAGAGGUACCGGACAGGGGCGAAGGUUGACGGGUAGUCAACAUUACGUGAACGAUCACUAUUCACCCAUCGUGCAUCUAUGAAUUGCUUCUGGUGAUCAACGUGCGAGAUGAACUUGAUCCUACAGACCAUUUGCGGUGACCCCUGAAUAGGAGGCACGACCACACUAUCUUCUAGAUCGAUCCGCAUAUUGAUUCCCGCAUCAGUAUUCAACAAA
Messenger RNA from Eremomyces bilateralis CBS 781.70, 2386 nucleotides. Its product is annotated as CCR4-NOT transcription complex. The transcript has 3 exons. Gene Ontology annotation, cellular component: P-body; CCR4-NOT core complex; nucleus. The record is from RefSeq and is a predicted model, not a curated record. The coding region runs from base 156 to 2072 and encodes 638 amino acids. NCBI's taxonomy places the organism in Eukaryota, Fungi, Ascomycota, Dothideomycetes, Eremomycetales, Eremomycetaceae. Gene Ontology annotation, biological process: nuclear-transcribed mRNA poly(A) tail shortening; regulation of DNA-templated transcription.